AUGGCGUCGCGAAUCCCCGCUGCACUGGCGGCACUGGCCGUGCUGCUCCUGUGUGUGUCGCUGCCCGCGCGCGCGGGCGCGCACAACCACAAGCGCAAGUACAACGGGCGCGUGGUCGCGCGCAACCUGGUGAGCGCCGUCUCUGGCGCGAAGAACUACUCCACAUUCCUCAACGUGUUGCAGCUCACUGGCGUGGACAAGGAGCUGCCGGGCGCGUUUGACCACUACGACGCCACCAUCUUCGCCCCCACGGACGCUGCAUUCGCCGCCGUGCCCAAGGCCACGCUGAGCGCGCUGCUCAAGGACGUGCCGCUGCUGCGCGAGAUCGUGCUGCUGCACAUCGUCAAGGGCAAGAAGCUGGCCGCUAAGAUAGUGUCGCAGCGCAAGGGCCAGGAGUAUGAGACAGCCGCGGGCAUGGGUAAGGCAAAGCUGGUGAAGGCAUCGGUGCGUGGUUCCAGCAGUGUGCAAGUGCGCCCCAAAGAUGGCGGAGCCACCGUGAGCGUGCACACGCCCAACGCUGUGGUGCUGCGUGCUGUUGUGGUGCACAGUGUGACAUCGGUGAUUGUGCCCAAGAGCCCCAAGAAGGCCGGCAAGCAGCUCACGCUCAAGCAGUGCUUUGACGCUGCUGAGCUUGACUAG
Messenger RNA from Closterium sp. NIES-65, 639 nucleotides. The record is from the annotation of a GenBank genome assembly. Lineage: Eukaryota; Viridiplantae; Streptophyta; Zygnematophyceae; Desmidiales; Closteriaceae.